AGCGAGAGACAACAAAUGAGCCUCCGACACACGCUUUAAAGGUGAGAUCACCUCAUCCACAGCUCCCCGCGACCAUCGCCGAGUGCCGCCGCGGUUCUAUUCUCAUGGUCGGCGUAUGCGCUGGUUCUGCUCACUUACUUAUUUGGCAGCGAGGACUAGAAUGGUCAGCAGCCAGCCCAAGUACGAGCUGAUCCAGGAGGUGGGGCGGGGCAGCUACGGCGUAGUGUACGAGGCCGUGGCGAGACGCACUGGGGCCCGCAUGGCUGUUAAGAAGAUCCGCUGCCACUCGCCCGAAAACGUGGAGCUGGCCCUGCGUGAAUUCUGGGCCUUGAGCAGCAUCCAGAGCCAACACCCCAACGUCAUUCACCUGGAGGAGUGCAUCCUGCAGAGGGACGAGCUGGCACAAAGGAUGAGCCAUGGGUCUAGUUCGCCGCUUUAUCUGGAGCUGGUGGAGACGUCCCUGAAAGGCGAGAUCGCGUUCGACCCGUGCUGUGCCUACUACCUGUGGUUCGUCAUGGACUUCUGUGACGGCGGCGACAUGAAUGCAUACCUGCUGUCCCGCAAACCCAGCCGCAAAACCAACACCAGCUUCAUGCUCCAGCUCGGCAGCGCCUUGGCCUUCCUCCACCGGAACCAAAUCAUACACCGAGACCUCAAACCCGAUAACAUCCUCAUCUCGCAAAGCCCCUCGGCAGCCGGAUCACCGGAACCCACCCUCAAAGUCGCAGAUUUUGGGCUCAGCAAGGUCUGUUCGACUUCUGGGUUAAACCCGGAAGAGCCAGCGAGCGUCAACAAGUGCUUCCUGUCUACAGCGUGCGGUACAGACUUUUACAUGGCGCCUGAAGUAUGGGAAGGGCAUUACACGGCUAAAGCUGACAUCUUCGCUCUCGGGGUUAUAAUUUGGGCGAUGGUGGAGAGGAUUACGUUUGUGGAUGUAGAGACUCAGAAGGAGCUGUUGGGCAGUUACGUGCAGCAGGGCUCCGAGAUUGUACCGCUAGGGGAAGCACUCCUGGAGAACCCCAAAAUGGAGUUGCUUAUCCCGGCUCGGAAAAAGAGCAUGAACGUCCACAUGAAGCAGCUCAUAAGGGAGAUGCUGUCGGCCAACCCUCAGGAGCGACCCGACGCCUUCGAGCUGGAGUUAAGACUAGUGCGGAUAGCGUGCAGGGAGAUGGACUGGGAUACGUGAUGGUACUUGAACGCACCGCGGACUAUUGCCCCGUCUACUGUUGUAAAAAACUGAAUGGGGAAAACUGUUUUGUAACUACGGACGAUAUGUAGAGUAGUGUUGUGUUUUGUUGUCAUGACUAAAGCCACUGUCCAAGCACAUUCUACAAAGUUCUAUUCUCGCUGUCUUUAUAACAAGAGGAGAACCACUCACCUGCUGUUGCUGCUGCGCUAAACUGCAGCUCUGUCUCAGGCUAAUCACAUCUCAGCUUCCACUUAGACAAAAAUAAAAAUACAGAAGUCAAGUGUGUAUGUUGGUUUCCUACGCUGUGGUGAAAAUAGAGCUGGCAAUAUUUGGUGAAUCUGUUAAUUUAUAUCUGAAACUUUUCAAGAAUCUUUGGAACAUUUGACAAACUUUCACUGUAAACUUAAUGGUUGCCUAUAAGUUGGGUUGAUACUAUGUCACCCUGGCUUGCUAAACUGGAAAAAAAUUCUUAACUACUUUCUUGACAACUGAUGCUUUUGCAUUUGUACAAUUUUAACUGUAUUGUAGUUUGCCUCAGUUUGAAGAAUUGGGCCCCUAUUCCCUAAGAAAUGUGGGAAACUGGAAAAAAGGAAAAAACAUUUGAUGCUAUUGUCAAAAUGUAUAUCUUUUAUAUAAAAAUAAAUACUCUGGGCAUGUAUAUUAUGGCCCAGGUUUGGUAAAUGUGUAAGCAUUUUUACAAAACUAUCCUUAUUUCUCACUUAACUGUUUGCCUCAAAGUAACUCUGGCUACGUUUACAAAAUUAUUGCAAGGAAACCAUAACAAUGUGUUCCUAAUUCAACCUUAGCUCUUUCAUCACAUUGUUGGAAACCAAUUUCUAUACUUGCGCACACUAAAAGAGCAGAUGGAUCUCAAAUUGGUAGCAGGUAAGCAGGUUGCCUACAAAUCCCAUCAUCCCGUUCGGUGCUAAGUUUUGCAAUACGAGACACCAUCCUGUGAUCACUACAGCAUCCAUCUAUUCAACCUGCCUGGCACUACACCACCAGCACUACUGUGGCAUACAGUCCCGGCAUUAUACAAUUCUGGCUGCUCAGGUAAUACCAAUAAGAAUUAUGGGAUUUGUAGGCAAACGCGUGUCUAGGUAGGUCUGCUCUUUCUUACUGACAGGAAAUCCGAAAACACUGAUGCUUGAAGAUACGUUGUGUUCUCUUUUCUUACAAAGCUGCUUUUAUGGGGUGGUUGUGGGUGGGAUCGUUCGGGGUGGGGUUACUUCACUAUCAGUAAGGGUCCAGCCAUUAGAAGCUUGUGGUACAUUUUUUGUUGUUGUCUAUUUCAAGAUGUUUCCUAGAUACACCCCCUAACAAAUGUACCAGAAUGUAAAAAAGAUUGUACAGGGAGGAUGAAUUAAUAAGGAACCUUAAACACAAGCACUUGACGGCUAAUACUAAGAAAGUUGGGGUAUUUCAGUUGGGUUAGCGAUAUAAACAACUGGAGAGGAUCUAUUAGCGGUAAAGGCAGGGUAUGAGAAUUUGAAGCCGAAGAUGGGUAAACCUAUCAUGAUAUAACAGAAUUGUAUGUGCAUUUAAAUUAUAAAAUGAUGGCACCUAAAUUAUUAUUAUUAUUCAGAAAUUAUAUUGACCCAGUUUUCUGCCAUGUUGGAAAAUAAGCAACAAUGUCUACAGCCUUUGACAAUAAACAUUUAAUCUCAUUGUGUAGCUCUGAAAUUUUAGAUUAGAUCAAUAUUCCAUAAAUUAUGUAUAAGAGUAGAAACAUGGUGAUUAUAAAAUUUUAAUGGAUCCUGUUGCUGAACUUAAUGGCCAGGGCGCAUUUACUUUCACUUUUGAUUUUCUGAACAUUGAAAAGUCAUUGUAACCUUUGAAAUAUUUUAAGGUGUGUCCAAGAAUUAGGCAUGUUACAGGAUUAAUCAAAUAAUACAACAUGAACUUUUGUUAUAAGGCUAGCUAACAGGAAACUUUAGCUUCCUGUUAGCUAGAUCUGUGAAACUUGUAAACAAAGUAGUGUUGCAAUGAAAUAGACUUACUCCACCACAGUAACGGAAAUUAAGCUGGCCUACAUUUAAGGCGGAAUGGAAUGUGUUUCUAAUAACCUUUAUGUUGCCUAAACGUGACCCCCUUCAGUGCUUCUUUGUGUGGAAAUGCAGAAGUCACUCCCAAUUAUGCUCAAUAAGAGAAAAUGGGUCCAUAUACAUCUCCACUACUGACACCUGGUUUGAACUAGCGAAAUAAAAAAAAAAAGACAUACUAACAAAAAUGCAAAAAUGGUAUUGGCUAAAUUUGAGUAUACCAGUUGACACAGUAUGUUCAUCUCUGCAAAAUAAGUUAAAAUAAAUGUUACUUGUUAUAAGCAUAUGCAAGUGAAGUAAAAUUAACUUCAAUAUUAUGGGGUAAUCAUUGUCCAGUACAGCACCUCUGUUUAAUUCAGUACUUUUUUUUAUCCCCUGUAACUACAACAACAAGUAUCCAGCAAUGGGGCAUACAAUUUCACAUUUUUGUUAUAGAGUUAUUAGGGAUGUAACAAUAACCGAAAUAUCGUGAUAUCGUAUCGUCAAAGUUCCCAUAAUAAUAUCGUGGACCGUCACAAUAUAUUGAAUUACAAGUCUCUUUGCUUAAAUUAAGAGUUAUGGUGCAGCAACAGCUAAAAAAAAACUACAUAGACCAUGAUCCUUUGCUCCAUUUCAGUGGAGACUAUAAGAAGAAAUAACAGUUCAAAGAUUUUUUAAGUCUUCGUUCUUUGGAUUAAGUCUUGUCAAGGAAUUUUAAGAGGAAAAAGUUGCAUAUUAACAGUUUUCUUCGCAGCCUCUACAAAAUAUUGCAAUAAAUAUCGUACCGUAAAGUUCAGACCGUGGAAAUAUCGUAUCGUGGGACUUGGAUAUUGUUACAACCCUAAGAGUUAUAGUAAAAUCAGAUGUGGUUUGUUCAAAAAGCUUAUAAACCCAUGACACUUAAAUUAAAAUUCAUAUCAUCUUUACACCUCUAUUUUACGCCAGUUUUUCUGUUCCUUUCUUUUUCUUCUCUAUUGUUUCUGCUCUGUUAGUUUUUGUUUACCCAUCACUGUCAACUAGCGGUCUAUGAAUUCUCUCACCUACAAUAUGUGAACACACCAGCUCCCCAGUCCUCCCCUAAACCCUCUCCCCCUCUUCCUCUCAACACAUAAUACUGUUGUUAAACCUGAUCUCUUCUCCCCGUGCCAACGCUUGCUUCGUUUCCUUUGGGCUUUCCAGUCGUAAUCCUUAAUUCUCCAUGCUUCCUACGGACUAAUUCCUAAGCCUAUUAAGUGGUUGCUUGCUGCACUUGGUAGCUGAUCAUGCUUAGGCACCUCUUCGACUUGUAGGUCAUGCAUAAUUUUUACAAUCUGUGUCAAAAAUCGGUCCUGGCUCCUUCAAAAAUGAGUGGAAAAUGUCAUUCUUUCCGGUUACCAUUGGUAAUAUAGGCCUCCGAGCUCAAUUGCUGUUGUGUAUUUGUUACUUUUAUCCUUUUUUUGCAAGUCCGGUUUACAGCUGGUUUAAUCCUGUUUUAGACGUGUUUCGGAUCUGCUUUGGUGUUUGUAAUGACUUUGUUCUGAUUUACACCUAGUUUAGUUUAAAAGUGAACUAGGCUACAUUUACAUUUUCACAGUACUUUAUCUUGAUUAAUGGUCCUAUACUACGCAAAAUUGACUCUUGUGAGCUUUAAGACGUGUUAGAAUGUUGUUACCUCAUCAAAAACAUGCCUGGAGUUGUGUUUCGUUUCAUUCCCACGUGCGAGUAACUCUGGUUUUGUCUGUCUACAUCUCCAAAGCACAAAAUGCUCUGUUCCACUUUAUGAUAUAAUGAAGCGGUAGUUUUCACCAGCUACUACUCACCUUUAGUUCAGUAGAGAUUGGCAAUUCCAGAUCUGAAAUGAUCCAAAUAAUUCUAGUGAAGGUGUUGAAACGUAUGGAAAUGUUUAAAAACACAGUGUAAUGGUUCCUAUUUUCCUGUAGGAUUUGUGUGUUAAACAUGUGAAUGAAACAAAACACAAGUCCAGGUAUUUUUUUUGCUGAGGAAAGAUUAUAACAUAGAUCAGAAAAUAGUGUAAUAUGGGCCCUUUAAGAUCUAAACCUGGAACUAAUUUUGAACUAGACUAGGAUUAAACCAGGAUUAAACUGGGCUCAAACCAGAACUAUACAAGGUCACGCACCCUUUUCAGUGUUUGUCCUGGUUUGUAAUUGCCACCUGGUUGUCUCCAUGGAUAUGUAAUCGCCUUGCAUGGAAAGUUCCUCAAUAUGGCAUUAAAUGUUGAACGUUGAUGUACUAUGGAACAUUACAGUACUCUCCACCAGGAAAAGUUCCAUAAUCCACCAUAUAUCUUUUGUUCUGGUUUAGACAUGGUUAAUCUGGAUCUUGGAUGGUUUAGUCUGUAUAUGGUCCUGAUCCAAGGCCUGUUUUUAGGUUUGUUACUUGUAAAUCCCAAAAUGGUAGCCUACUUGAUUUCAAAGGUUUGAAGUCCUUGUUAGCUGUAACGUUAGACUUUUACUAAACAGCAAAUUUAGCAAAUUUUGAGACCUCAUUACCCUUAACUAGCAGAAAUGUGUUUUAACUGCUCCAACAGUGGGCUAUUCAUUGCCAAAAUACUUAGCUAGCAAUCAUGUUAACACAAUUGGCUAUUUCUCUGGUAAAUGGAGGAACAUGAAAAGUUAUAUUUUCUCUUUGGCAUUACUGAGCUCCAUAUCUGGCAUCAUAAAAAGUGAAAAUGUUGAAUGUCCAUUUUCUUUGUCACUAAAAAACAUUACGGUGUGUGCUUUUGAUCAGUCAUUAUGCUAGCCUGAUCUGCGUCACUACUUAUUUGUUAUUGUUUGCCUGAUUGCUAUCUGGUCAUUGCCACAAAUGCUUUCAAAGAACUGCUUGCCAUGAAGGACACAGCUGAAAUGUAGAUAAAAUAUGGCAAUACACACACAUUGACGACAUUUUAUUUUAUUUUUUCAGUCUUUUAUUGUUCUACUCCAUUGUUUUGCUUAAAAAAAAAAAACGUUCAGAAUGUAUUCCACAAUCCUGUACAAGUUUGUCAUUCGUUUGUCAAUCACAGACAUUAUAAUGGAUUUUAUUUAAAUUGUUUUUCAGCACUUGUGAGUUUCACAUUUUUAACACAAUAUGGUGUUUCAUUUCACUGUUUUCAUUUUAAGACUCCUUGAAUUUCAAUUUGAACAUUCAGUCUAUAUAAUGUGUUUGGUUUAAUUUUUUACAACAAACUACAACAUUUUUAAAAAGUUAACUAAGUCUUAUGUUAAAUUAUGCUAACUCCACGCUAGCUCCAUGCAUUGUUUUAUCAUGUUAUUUGUUUGCACAUGUGUAUAGACUGUAUAGGGUAACGGGAUGAACAAGGUCAUUAUUGUACAUUUAAACUGGCUGUGCUCUGUUUUCUAGGGCCCCACCUGUUUGUAUAAAGUUGUGUUGGGUUUCUUCAACUCAUUAUUUUUAAGUUUAUGUCAAUCAUGAAAGAUGUGCUCUAUUUGAAGGGUUAUUAUUGUCAAUGUGUUUGUGAGAAUUCUGUUUUGUUGGCAUAUUGUUUGAAAACUGGAAUUACGUGGGUUGAUUCUGCUGGACUGGAAAUGGAACUAUGAAACUAACCACAAAAUUCCAAAAUUCAUGAUUCGUACGAUUUCGAUUAGGCAUCAGGUGAUUUCUACUUGGCUUGAUUGACAUUUGAUGAAAUUUGUGAAUGUGAAUUUUGGCACUCCCUUGUGGCAGUUAGUGGCACUGUAGUGUACUAUUUCGUAUUAAUUGGCCAACUCUCACUGCCUAAUACGUUAGUAUAUAUGUAGACCCAUUGAGAUGGUCCAGGAAAAAUAAUAUUUGAGGUUGAUUCAAAAUAUGAAUUGAUUUGAGUAAUUCGGAAAAGUUGCAAUUAUAGAGCUUGAGAUGGAAUGCCCCCCCCCAAAAAAAUGCUGUUACCAAGGAAAUUUGCCAUGUUUGCAGAUGAUGGCAUUUGAAUGAAUAGUAAGGCUAGUAUUUAGCGUCUUAAAAUCCCCAUUAAUUUAACAUUAGGAUAACUGCAAAUUCUAUCAGGUGUGACGUCACAAUCCGAGCCACAAUCUGAGCUCUAUUUUGUUUAUGAUAUUGUAUUUUCUUAUUUCAAAAUUGAAAUUACAGCAGAAAUAUGCAAGUGAAAUCUACUGGCACAUAAACUGGUUAAAAAAAUAAAAUAUAUGUAAUUAUAAUACAUAAAACAUGUAAAUGUCUAUGCCUUCUUGAUCCAAAUUACUAGUAACUUAAAUACUCAGUUUCAUAUCCUAAAUUCCUGCACCAAAAGUUAAUUGUGUUACUGUUUUUAUUCUUUGCAGUGUAUAGCCGCAUUAGCUUGCCAAAACUGACACCCACAUUUAAUUCCAUGCUUUUGGCACACUUCUAAGCAAUUUAUGAUGUGUAAAAACUGCAAAAAAGUGAAAAAAAAAAUUUCAUCAGUGCUUGAUGACUUGAUGCCUAGUUUUACUGCUUCAUCGUCUUUGUAAUUUCCCGACCGAUACCAAACCAAACCUCUUUCUCUUUUUUAACAAAUUUUCUCUGCUACAUAUUUUCAAUAACCUGUCAAUCACUGUUGCAUUGAUG
Molecule: messenger RNA, 7731 nt
Organism: Boleophthalmus pectinirostris (great blue-spotted mudskipper)
Lineage: Eukaryota; Metazoa; Chordata; Actinopteri; Gobiiformes; Gobiidae
Gene: pdik1l
Product: PDLIM1 interacting kinase 1 like
Exons: 3
Coding region: 116-1186 (356 amino acids)
Biological process (GO): positive regulation of autophagy; protein autophosphorylation; axon extension
Cellular component (GO): cytoplasm; autophagosome
Molecular function (GO): ATP binding; protein serine/threonine kinase activity
Source: RefSeq, a predicted model, not a curated record